UCCGUCCACGCCAGCUGUGGGGAGGGGAUCGCUGUUCUGUGACCCGCCUCCAGGGAAGCUCUGGGGAAAAAGAGCUGAAAGAAGGCUACCACUUGCCUCCGCGCCUUUGAAGGAGCCGUGAGUUACCCGGUGACCGGGGAGUGCGAAAGUCAGCCGAGGUCACCCCUCCCGGAGUAGGGGAGGGGUGGCGGUUGGCCGAGCCCGCGGGACUCGCCUGUGUCGCUGCCUCUCCGGGCCCCGCUCUGUGCACGGGGUCCCAUGAUGGCGGCGGCGUGGACGGACCCUGCGCAGAUAUCUGUGACCUUCGAUGAUGUGGCCGUGACUUUUACCCAGGAGGAGUGGGGGCAGCUGGACCCGGCCCAGAGGACCCUGUACCAGGAGGUGAUGCUGGAAAACUGUGGCCUUCUGGUGUCUCUGGGAUGUCCUGUUCCUAGACCUGAGCUGAUCUACCAGCUGCAGCACGGGCAGGAGCUGUGGACGUGGAAGAGAGACCUGUCUCAAAGCGCCUAUCCAGGUGACAAAGGAAAACCCAAGACCACAGAAUCUACUGCUAGUGAGCCAGCCCUGUCUGAGGGAGUCUCCUUCCAGGAACAACUAACACAAGGAGUUCCAGGGAUCACCCAGGUGGGCCGAACUAAGGAUCAGGAUGGGUCAUUGGAAAUGCAAGAGGGACACUUGAUACCAGAGAUAGACACCCAGAAGGAGAAACUCCCUGGGAAAUCAAGCUCUGAACAUGGCAACAUAGGGACAGCUGAUAAUGUGUGUUCAGGGAUUGUAAAGGAGCCAGUCCCUUUGGGAAGUGCUGUCCAUGACCAUGACUCAUGUGGGUCAGGUAAAGAUUCUGUGAUUCAGGAAGAAGAAAAUAUCUUUAAAUGCAAUGAAUGUGGGAAAGUUUUUAACAAGAAACGCCUCCUUGCUCGACAUGAGAGGAUUCACUCUGGAGUGAAGCCCUAUGAAUGUACCGAGUGUGGGAAAACUUUUAGUAAAAGCACUUAUCUCCUUCAACACCACAUGGUCCACACAGGGGAGAAGCCCUAUAAGUGUAUGGAGUGUGGGAAAGCCUUCAACCGUAAGUCACACCUUACACAGCACCAGAGGAUUCAUAGUGGCGAGAAGCCUUAUAAGUGCAAUGAAUGUGGAAAGGCCUUUACCCAUCGCUCCACUUUUGUCUUGCAUAACAGGAGCCACACUGGAGAAAAACCCUUUGUAUGCAAAGAAUGUGGAAAAGCCUUCCGAGAUAGGCCAGGUUUCAUUCGUCACUACAUCAUCCACAGUGGCGAGAAUCCCUAUGAAUGCUUUGAGUGUGGCAAGGUAUUUAAACACAGGUCAUACCUCAUGUGGCACCAGCAGACUCACACUGGGGAGAAGCCCUAUGAGUGCAGUGAGUGUGGGAAAGCCUUCUGUGAGAGUGCAGCCCUCAUUCACCACUACGUCAUCCACACUGGGGAGAAGCCCUUUGAGUGCCUAGAGUGUGGGAAGGCCUUCAACCACAGGUCAUACCUCAAGAGGCACCAGAGGAUUCACACUGGGGAGAAACCCUAUGUGUGCAGCGAGUGUGGAAAGGCCUUCACCCACUGCUCUACUUUCAUCUUGCAUAAAAGGGCCCACACUGGAGAAAAACCUUUUGAGUGCAAAGAAUGUGGGAAAGCCUUUAGCAAUCGUGCAGACCUCAUUCGACACUUCAGCAUCCACACUGGAGAGAAGCCCUAUGAGUGCAUGGAGUGUGGGAAGGCCUUCAACCGCCGUUCAGGGCUCACAAGGCACCAGCGGAUUCACAGUGGAGAGAAGCCCUAUGAAUGCGUCGAGUGUGGGAAAACCUUCUGUUGGAGCACAAACCUCAUUCGACACUCUAUCAUCCACACUGGAGAGAAGCCUUAUGAGUGCAGUGAGUGUGGAAAAGCCUUCAGUCGCAGCUCAUCCCUCACUCAGCAUCAGAGGAUUCAUACUGGGAGAAACUCUGUCAGUGUAACAGAAGUGGGAAGACCCUUCACAAGUGGGCAGUCCUCAGUCAACCUCCAAGAGCUCCUACUGGGGAAGGACUUCUUGAAUGUAACCACUGAGGAAACAUCUUACUCAGAAUCUGAUCAUUCAUACCAAAGAGAAACCCCUCAGUUUCCUUCCCUAUGAGAAACCCUUUUGUUGCAGGAUAUCAUUUGUCAUCUAAGGAGUCAGACUGGAAAUUUACCCAGUCUAGAGCCUUAUUCUACAUCUGAGAAUUCAUCCAGGGGAGACCCAGUGGUUAUAUGCACAUAGGAAAAUCUCCAGCUACAUCUCUUUCCUUAAUUUACACUGCAGUAUUACCUCAGGAAUUUUUUUUUUUUUUUUUUUUUUUUUUUUUUUUUUUUUUUAAAGAAAGGAGAGACUUAGAAGAGAAAAUGAACUGCAAACACAAACACAUUUUCUUUCAGGCUUCCUUGCCAAGCCUUUGGCACUUUGUGUUGAAUUCCCUAGUUUACUUGGCAGGAGAAGGGUUUUGUUUUAGAGGUGAAGGACCUAGACUUUUAUGUGUCUUGUAUAUAUAUUCAUUGCUGUCCAGUAUCAAGAGAGUUAAUUGAGGGCAGGUUUGGAAACUUCAUGAACAUCUUCUUUGUUCUAAAACAUUGUCUCUGUUCUUAAGGAGCUUAAUUUUUGUGAGAAAUAUAAAGGCUGGAGCCAUCAAACACCUUUAUGUUUGAGGAGAUAAGAAUACACAUAUGAAUGGGUACAUUUUAUUGCACCAGUUAAAACUGUUUAAGGCUUUGAUUUUUUUGAAAAAAAUGAACCUUCAUGUGGUUUUAAGGAGCUGAUACUUAGACUUUUUCUUGGUCCUGUACUAUUGGUUUACUUGAUUGCUGUAAUUAGAUGGUAAAUCUUCUAGUUGUGUAAAAUAAUUUCUCUCUCUUUAUUCUUUUUAUUUAAAACUGAUUUAGCACUCAUUACUUUGAAUUUCCACAUAAAGUUUUGGAGAAGCUUGUCUAUUUUAAUGAAAAACUCUUGAAUUUCAGUAGAAAUUGAGUUAAAUUGUCAGAUCAAUUUGAGAAUUGGGAUCUUUACUGUGUUGAGUCUUCAGUUUAUGAACACAGUAUGUCUCUAUGUUUAUUUAAGUAUUGCUUGAUUUACUUCAUCACUGUUUUGUAAAUUUCAAUAAUAGGUCUUGCAUGAUUUUUAUAAGGUUUAUAUCUAGGUGUUUUUUUUUUCUUUUAUUAUAAAUGGCAUUGAUUUUAAACUUCAGUUUCCACACAAGUUUUGGUAGUGUGCAGAAAUGUAAUUAAAAUUUGGAUGUCAUUUUUGUAUCCUACAACUUUGCUGAACUCUAGGUAUUUAUUUGUUUGAUUGAAUGCUUGGGGUUAGAAAACAGAAAUAUCAUCUACAGAAGAGACAGUUUUAUUUCUUCUUUACCAUCUGUAUACCUAGUAUUUUCUUGUCUGCUGUACUAGCUAGGAUUUCCAAUAUGAUGUUGAACAGUAUUAGUAACUACUUGUCUGGUUUCUGAUAUUAUGGGGAAAACAUUCAGUUUUUCAUCAAGUAUGAUGUUAGUAUGAGGUUUUCUUUAUAGAAGUUUCUUAUCAAGUUUAGAAAGUUUCCCAUAUUCCUGGUUUGCUGUGGGGUUUUUUGGUUGUUGUUGUUAUUAUGAAUGGGUGUUGAAUUUUAUCACAUACUUUUUCUCUACCAAUUGAUAUAAUCUUGUUUUUUUUCUUAGCUUGUUGAUAUGAUGUAUUACAUUGAUUUGAGUUUUGAAUGUGGAAUCAUCUUUGUGUUCUUGAAAUAAGCCCUACUUGGUUUAGAGUAUAAUUAUUUUUAUAUAUUAAAUUACAGUAUUCAAUAUGCUAGUAUGUUGUUGAGGAAGUUUUCCUCUAAUUGGUAAUGAUACAUAGUUUUCUUUCUUUCAUUUGUUUUUGUUUGUUUGUUUUUUGUCUUUUGUUUGUUUCAUACUGUCAUUGGUUUUGGUGUCUAGGUGAUAGUGGCCUCCCAAUAUAUAUUGGGAAUAUGCUUUUAUUAUGUGGAAAAUAGUAUAUAGAAUUGGUUUUAUUUUUAAUGUUUGGUAGCCAGUGAACCAUUUAUGCCUGGAGUUUUUUCUCCAGAUGCUUUUUAAUUAUGUAUUUAUUUUAUUUAAUAUGUAUAGAACUGUUCAGAAUAUCUAUUUCAUAUUGGAUGAAUUUUCAUGGUUGUCCUUUUUAAGGAAUUGUUCCAUUUCAUCUAAAGUUUCUUACUUGUUUCAAGUAUUCCUUUAUUAUAUUGUUUAUGAUGGAAGAAUCUGUACUUAUAUCUCCUCUUAGAUUCCUGAUAUUGGAAAUGUGUCAAUUCUCUUUUUAUCUUUGUUAAUCUUCUUAGAUAUUGAUCAUUUUUUUGUAUCUUUUUAAAGAAGCAGCACUUUAUGCCACUGUUUUUUCUCUGUUACCUUUUUGUUCCUAAUUUCACUGAUAUCUGUAUUGACCUGUUCUUCCAUCUGCUUUGGUGGUAUUUUCCUCUGUAAUUUCUUACGAUGGAUGCUUAGAUUACUGAUUUGAGAUCUUUUGCUUUUCUAAUGUAAGCAUUACAUUCUAUAAAUUUUCCUCACAGCACUUUCCUCACAAGUUGUAAUACAUUUUAAUUACAUUUCAUUUGGUUCUAAAAAUUUCUUUAUUCAAGACUUCCUCUCUAAUCCAUAAAUUAUUUAGAAGUAUAUUGUUUAAUUUCCUAGUGUUGAGAGUAUUUCAUGCUUUUUGUUAAUGACUUCUAACUUGUUUUAUGUUUGAUCUGGUUGUUUAAAUUUGUUGAGGUUUGCUUUAUGACCCAAAAUAUGGUCUAUCUUGAUGAAUGUUGAUAAGGUUGCUUGAAAAGAAUGUAUAUUCUACUGUCAUUGGAUGGAGUUUGUAUAAAUGUCCCCAUGAUCAUGUUGGUAGAUGAUGUUAUUCAGAUUUUCUUUAUCCUUGCUGAUUUUCUGUUUAGUAUCGCUCUCAAUAGCUGAGAGAGGGAUUUUGAAGUCCUGCAGUAUAAUUUGGAAUUGUCUGUUUCUCCUUUUAAGUUCUAUCAGUUUUUGUUUUGAGUAUUUUAAAGCUCUGUUGUAGGUUCAUACACAUUUAGGAUUGCUCUAUCACCUUGGUGUGUUGACUUUUCUUAUCAUUAUGAAAUGUCCCUUUUUGCCCCUGUAAAUUUUCUUUGGGGUAUACUUUAACUGAUAUUAAUAUAGUCACUAUUGUAUUUUGGGGGUAAUAUUUUGCAGGUUUUGGUUUAUAUUGUUCCGUAAUUUUAUUUUCAACCUUAGGUAUAUCAUUACAUUUGAAAGGAGUCCCCAGGAAUAGCACAUAUUCAGGUCAUGCUUUGUUUUUAUCCAUUUUGCUGAUUUCUUUUUUAAAUUGCUAUUUUUAGACCAUUUA
Zalophus californianus (California sea lion) is the source of this 5336-nucleotide messenger RNA. RefSeq names its product zinc finger protein 805 (gene ZNF805). NCBI's taxonomy places the organism in Eukaryota, Metazoa, Chordata, Mammalia, Carnivora, Otariidae. The transcript is spliced from 4 exons. The coding region runs from base 259 to 2127 and encodes 622 amino acids. Gene Ontology annotation, biological process: negative regulation of transcription by RNA polymerase II; regulation of cytokine production; regulation of immune system process. The record is from RefSeq and is a predicted model, not a curated record. Gene Ontology annotation, molecular function: DNA-binding transcription repressor activity, RNA polymerase II-specific.